AUGGUACGGUUCAAGAAGAAGUAUCGGGGAGCUCAACACCAAUUGAAGCUUGACUUGCCAGAUCUGAAAGACGUCGAAAGCAGAAAGAAGUCCGCCAACGAGUGUCGAGCGGAUCAUCCUGGAUCGGAUAGUCAAGCAUCAAACGAAGAAACCACCUGUUACGGCCAAGCCGGCCCUGGCACUCGUCCAUCGGCGAUUUUCAGCUUCGUUCCACGCCCUGAGGAUGACGAGAAGUACAUUCUGUGUUUGAGUCAACACGACACACUUUCAGGCAAGAGCGAAUCCGAUUCUCUGAAACUUGUGUUGCAAUACGCCCCGCGAGUGAACCUCACAUUGGCAUCGAAACAACCACUUCGUGAAGGUGGAUCGGCUCUUCUUGCUUGCAUCGUCGUCGCAAAACCUAUAGACGACAUAAGGAUUUCUUGGUACAAGAAUGGGAAUCAGCUUCUUUCUUAUACAGCUGAUACGUUCUUUCUUGAAUCCCUCAAAAUGGAAGAUCACCGAACCAAGUACACUUGUCAGGCUUCCAAUGCCAUUGGAACCAGCUAUGCAUCUCUGAGCAUUGACGUGUCUUUUGGCCCACGGAUCAUGUCUACUACACAAGAGAAAGAAGUUAGCGAAGACGAGCCUGUUUCGUUUCGAUGUGAUGCAGUGGGCAAUCCGCUACCUACAAUUCUGUGGACAAGAGCAGGAGACGACCAGAUCGUUGCUAAAGGAAACAUGAUCACUCUUAGUAGUGCUCGCAAUUGGCAACAAGGGGAAUACUUGUGUACUGCGAUCGUUGAAGGAUUCAAACAUGCCACUCUGUCACACUUUCUCCAUAUUCGAGGUCCCCCCUUAAUCACAGCUCCAGCAGAGCUAACUGCAAACGUCGGAGAAUCCAUUGAAAUUCCUUGCUAUAUAAGUGGCAGACCGAAGCCACUGGAAGUUACCUGGAAAAGGAACGAUGAAGAACUAGAUUACGCUUCGGGAAAGACGCAGAUUCAUCUAAUUCCACGCUCUUAUGGCGUCGAAAGUCGCUUGAUAGUCCGAGAUUUACAAGAGGUUGAUAUGGGAGCAUACAACUGCACAGCGAACAACGGUAUCGGAUACGAUACAAAGUCUGUUAUAAUAAAAGCACGAGGAAUAACGAAUAUUUUUCCUUCUCUGGGUACAACCACUCUAAUGGCGCUCUUAGCCGGGAUUCUCACUUUAUUUUCAUUUACGUGUUGCUGUUUGCUUCCCAAAAGAAAUGUGCUGGCGGAGAAAUGUACAGGAUUCCCAGAUGAUUCUUCCGAUCUGACUGUGAAGUGUGAAGUUCUUGAUGGGUCCUCCUUUCCCGAUAUGUACAGUUGUGGCGAAGAAAGCACCAACGUCGUUUCCUUCUCUAAGGACUACAUAUCGGUUCCUCAAAAUAAUCCUGAUUUGGAUUACAUGCAGACAUCAGCAUUUUUCGACUUUCUGUAUCCGGAAAACACCAAUUUGUCGUCUACUGAGUACAAUAUUAUGAGUGGAAAGUUUGAACAUUCCUACGGAUCGUUCGCCUCGGGAGUAUCUACAUCAGGAGGACUGUCGGAUACGUACGGUGUCAAUGUGGAAAAAACGCAACGGCCUGAGAUGUUGCAUGAAUUCGAGGCUCCAAAAUCUCAUAGAAAAUCUAACUGCAAUUCUUCACCUUCUCUGGAAAAAUUUAGAUCCUUCAGUAGGACUUCCAUGCACGUGUAG
Necator americanus (New World hookworm) is the source of this 1704-nucleotide messenger RNA. RefSeq lists its product as uncharacterized. Bases 1 to 1704 code for a protein of 567 amino acids. The record is from RefSeq and is a predicted model, not a curated record. Lineage: Eukaryota; Metazoa; Nematoda; Chromadorea; Rhabditida; Ancylostomatidae. Gene Ontology annotation, cellular component: plasma membrane; cell-cell junction. Gene Ontology annotation, biological process: cell-cell adhesion. The transcript is spliced from 13 exons. Gene Ontology annotation, molecular function: cell adhesion molecule binding.